UUUUCCAUCUUAAUUUAUUGCAUCUGCAAUUUGAUCCCAAUUAGCAUCCCUCCUUCCUCUGUUGUCUUCUUCGCGCCUCUGCUGCACUCAAUCCCUCCCUUCUCCUUCUUACAACUUAAAUCCUUCCAAUUUCAACCACAUUUUUCUGUGUGAUUUUACCCAACAUCAACCCAAACCCAAAAUUUGUAUUUUACUUUGCCUUUUGCCCUCCCCUGUAUUCCUUCGAGUGAGCUCUUAUGUAUCAGCUAGAGUCGAGGAUUCACUCAGCAAUCUCUGAACUUUUUUGCGAGUAAGGUAUCCAUGCAACUUAGAUUCUUGAAAGGAAUUUCAUGGGGUUUAUUAUAAUGCGAGAAAGUACGGGCUGUGGAGCUUUAUAUUUGAAGUUGCAAGGUUUCAGCCAUUGGAAUAACUCAGGCGAGGUCGAAGAACGGGUGGUCGAGGAGAAAGAAAGAGACCCUUUUCGAUCAAGUCGUGUUUAUGGUGUUGAUAUGAUUAAACACCGAUCUUUGUUGUCAAAUUCCGGUAUGCCUUAAAAUCAACUCUAUGAAACAUUUGUGGGAUUUUGUGGGAAUGCUCUAUAGUGGUCUGGAGAUAUGUUAUAGCUCUGUGUAGAUUUCAAUGCGAUUUUAAGGUCCCGUUUAAUAACCAUGGUUACACUACUUUAAUCUAUGAGUUUACCUAGGCUUUCUAAUCCAAGCCAAGUUUUGAAAACUUGAAAACAAGUAAUUUUUAAAAACUGGAAAAAAAAGUAGUUUUUAAAAACUGUUUGUGUAUUGGACUUUCACUAGGAAUUCAAAGGUUUCCUUAUUAAAAUGGAAACCAUGGUAAAGAAAUUGCUUACGAGAAACUAAUUACAAUUUCACUAGAAAUUCAAAGGUUUCCUUAUUAAAAUGGAAACAGUGGUAAAAAAAUUGCUUACGAGAAACUAGUUACAAUUUUACUCGGAAUUUUAGUUCGUGCAUCAUUAAAGAGUUUUCAGUUUGCCCUUUGUUAGUCUUUUGUUGUUUGGUGGUCAUUCGUAGCUUUGUAGUAGCUUUUGUUUUUUUUUCAGAGUGAAGGAGGCUUGUAGGUUGAAGUGGCAUUAACUUUCUUAUAAACAACAUUCUUAAAAACGGGGCAUUGGAUAUGCAUCAGACUUUUUUUUUUUUGGUCUAUUACUUGGUUUUAGGAUACAAAUUUGGUGAACAAGACCCCACUACAUAAAGAACUAUCAGUCUCGGUAUGAGAUUUUUGCUAUGUAAAUGGCGACGGGUUUCUUUGUUCAGGCCUUCAUUCCAAACUUGUUGUUCUCUGUAUUCAGCGACUACAACUGCUCCCAAGUAUUACUUGGAUGGAGUUGAAAAUGAGAAAAGGGAGAUCGAUUUCAACCGACUGUUCCUUUUCUGCACAAAAGUACACCAUGCCCAGCGACUCCAUGCACUACUUGUGGUGUCUGGGAAGGCCCAGAACAUCUUUCUUUCUGCUAAACUCGUCAAUCUCUAUGCUUUUCUUGGUGACAUAUCAUUUGCUUGCCAUACUUUUGACCAAAUUCAGACAAAAGAUGUCUACACAUGGAAUUCCAUGAUAUCUGCAUAUGCUCGAAUCGGUCGCUUCCAUGAAGCUGUAGAUUGUUUCUACAAAUUUUUGUCAACUUCCAUCCUUCAGCCUGAUUAUUACACAUUUCCACCUGUUAUAAGGGCAUGUGGAAAACUAGAUGAUGGGAAGAAGAUACAUUGCUUGGUUCUAAAAUUGGGUUUUGAAUGUGAUGUAUUUAUUGCGGCUUCUUUAGUCCAUUUUUAUUCUAGGUUUGGCUUUGUCAGUUUAGCUCGUAACUUGUUUGAUAACAUGAUGAUUCGAGAUAUUGGUACUUGGAAUGCGAUGAUUUCAGGGUUUUAUCUUAAUGGUAAAGUUGUAGAAGCAUUAGAAGUCUUUGAUGAGAUGCGAUUCAAGAGUGUAACUAUGGAUUCUGUAACAAUCUCAACUUUACUUCCUAUUUGUGCACAGUUGGAUGAUAUAAUAAGCGGCGUCCUAAUUCAUGUCUAUGCCAUCAAGCUCGGGUUGGAAUUUGACUUGUUUGUACGUAAUGCAUUGAUAAACAUGUAUGCCAAAUUUGGUGAAUUGAGGAGUGCGGAAACCAUUUUCAAUCAAAUGGAAGUUAGGGAUAUUGUAUCUUGGAACUCUUUGAUUGCUGCAUUUGAGCAGAAUAAAGAACCAGUGGUAGCUCUUGGGGUGUAUAAUAAGAUGCAUUCUAUCGGGGUUGUACCCGACUUAUUGACACUUGUGAGUUUGGCUUCUGUUGCUGCUGAACUUGGCAAUUUUUUAAGUAGUAGGUCUAUUCAUGGAUUUGUUACAAGGAGAGGUUGGUUUCUACAUGAUGUUGUCAUUGGUAAUGCAAUUAUAGACAUGUAUGCAAAGUUGGGUUUUAUAGAUUCAGCACGAAAAGUUUUUGAAGGACUUCCCGUCAAAGAUGUGGUCUCAUGGAAUACUUUGAUAACAGGAUAUUCUCAAAAUGGGUUAGCAAACAAGGCAAUCGAUGUGUAUCAUUCGAUGAAAGAUUAUAGCGAUGCAGUUCCUAACCAAGGCACUUGGGUGAGCAUUCUUACAGCACACUCCCAGAUAGGAGCCUUAAAACAAGGGAUGAAAACACAUGGUCAGCUGAUAAAAUUUUUUCUCUACUUUGACAUCUUUGUAGGUACUUGUCUUAUUGAUAUGUAUGGAAAAUGUGGAAGAUUAGCUGAUGCACUGUCUUUAUUUUAUGAAGUACCACAUAAAAGUUCGGUUUCUUGGAAUGCUAUCAUAUCUUGUCACGGACUCCAUGGAUACGGUUUAAAAGCUGUAGAGUUAUUUAGGGAAAUGCAAAGUGAAGGAGUGAAGCCAGACCAUAUCACUUUUGUAUCUUUGUUAUCUGCUUGUAGCCAUUCAGGUUUGGUUGAUGAGGGUCAGUGGUGCUUCCAAUUGAUGGAAAAGACUCAUGGGAUAAAGCCUGGCUUGAAGCAUUAUGGUUGCAUGGUAGAUUUGUUCGGUAGGGCUGGCGAUCUCGAAAAAGCUUAUAAUUUUGUAAAAAAUAUGCCGAUACGACCUGAUGCUUCUGUGUGGGGUGCACUUCUUGGUGCUUGUAGGAUACAUGAGAAUGUGGAGUUGGUCAGAACUAUCUCAGAUCAUUUGUUGGAGGUUGAAUCAGAAAAUGUUGGCUACUACGUUUUGUUAUCGAAUAUUUAUGCUAAACACGGCCAGUGGGAAGGAGUCAAUGAAGUGCGAUCGUUAGCUCGAGACAGGGGAUUGAAGAAGACUCCUGGGUGGAGUUCAAUUGAAGUAGAUAAGAAAAUUGAUGUCUUUUACACUGGCAAUCAAACACAUCCAAAAUGUGAGGAGAUAUACAAUGAAUUGAGGAAUCUAACUGCUAAAAUGAAGGGUCUUGGUUAUGUUCCAGACUAUAAUUUUGUGUUGCAGGAUGUGGAGGAUGAUGAAAAAGAAAACAUUCUUACAAGCCAUAGUGAGCGAUUAGCGAUGGCAUUUGGGAUUAUCAGUACGCCGCCAAAAACAACUCUUCAGAUCUUCAAAAACUUGCGGGUUUGUGGAGACUGCCAUAACGCUACUAAGUUCAUAUCUAAAAUUACUGAAAGAGAGAUCAUUGUAAGAGAUUCGAACCGAUUUCAUCAUUUCAAAGAUGGAGUUUGUUCCUGUGGUGAUUAUUGGUGACAUUUUCAGAAAGAACAUACAAUAUACAAGAUUCAGUUUAUUCAUUUUUAUGUUAGGGAAACAUGUAUGGGCACAUAGAGCAAAGUUUUGCUUUCAAGUUUUGGCAACUUGUAUUUGAGGUGAUCCAGUUCUAAGUUCUAACACAAUUUACUUCAGUGUUCUAUAAUUUAAAGUGAAUAUUAGGAGUCCAAUUGUCACUCAGGUUAUUUUCUUUGUAUUCCUCCUCCAUUCACUAUGUAUUUUUGGUAAAAAUGGAAAUGCUGUAAAGAAAAUGGAAAUGAUUGGGUGAAGAUGAUGUUUCAAUUCUGCAU
Molecule: messenger RNA, 3989 nt
Organism: Benincasa hispida (wax gourd)
Lineage: Eukaryota; Viridiplantae; Streptophyta; Magnoliopsida; Cucurbitales; Cucurbitaceae
Source: RefSeq, a predicted model, not a curated record